AUGUACAGGUUGAAGUAUUCGGCUAUGGUUACUUCUGCCGUGUUCAACCCCAGGCAUGUCCUUUCUCAGCAUAUUCUAUAUUUUCAAACAACUUGGAUUAAGUUUGGAGUUGCUUCUUCAAUCAAUUGCUUUAGGAAUGACAACCAAGUUCUGGUUUUACAACUUAAUUAUCCUCCAUGCCUUGAUGAACUCGAGCCACGGUCUCAGCGAAUAAUUACCAACGAUAUCCCAGGCGCUGUUGAAGAUGGCGUUUCUGCCAUAGCGUUUGAUCGCAGGGCAAACUACCUCAUAACCGGCACAAAUAAAGGAAAACUUGUUGUGUACAAUGCAAAGACUUUGAAAAUGGUGUCGUGGGGAAGACAGAACAGUGUUCAACAGGUUAAACAAAUAGUCAUUCCGAGAAGGGGAAAUUUCAUCAUAACAAAUUCUCAAGAUCGGAUUAUACGCACAUUUGAUUUGAAUGACAUACUGGACUGCCAAAAUGGUUCCACAAUUGAGCCGAAGCAUCGUGUCACCGACAUUGUCAACAAGGCUUCUUGGAAGGCUGUUUGUACAGAUAGUGAGGGUUAUUAUAUAUGUGGUGCUAGUACAAAAGCUCACUCGCUGUAUGUUUGGGAGCGAACUACUGGCACAUUAAUCAAGAUACUACAUGGAACUAAGGGAGAGUGUUUGAUGGAUGUCCAGUGGCAUCCUAUACGCCCUGUUAUACUUUCGGUGGCUAAUGGCAUAGUAUCUGUCUGGACACAGGCUCACGUCGAAAAUUGGUCUGCCUUCGCACCUGAGUUCACAGAACUUGAGGAAAAUGCUAAGUAUGAAGAGAAAGAGGGAGAAUUCGAUCUAGAAGAUGAAGACGCCGAAGUGGAUGAUAAAGCGAAUUCUCAGGAUUCCGACGAGGAGAUCAUCGACAUAGAGUCCUUGAAACCGAAUGAAAUACUUUGCAGUUCGGAUGAGGAAGACAACAUAAAUGCUUUGUUACCUGAUGUGACGCUCAAAACUGGUCCGCUUUGGUUCUUGCCAAUCACACCAGAAUGCGACUCCAACGAAACUUUACCGCUUCCUGGAGGACAAUUCACAGAUGGUCGUCGCGCUUCCAGUCAAAUUCUGAGCGCUCUUGAAGAAGAAAGCCGAAAAAGAGCCAUGUUUGAUGAUGGUGUGAAAGCUCCUAUGAAGGGACGAAAAUUGAAAUAG
Molecule: messenger RNA, 1188 nt
Organism: Haemonchus placei
Lineage: Eukaryota; Metazoa; Nematoda; Chromadorea; Rhabditida; Trichostrongylidae
Source: the annotation of a GenBank genome assembly